GGGAGUCGCGGGGGACGGUGUUGCGGGGCGGACCUCCCCCUGCCCUUGAAGCCAGGUCUUCCCCGAGCGGCGCCGCUGCUGCUGCUGGGUCUGCGCGCCCUUGUCGCCGGCCUCCGCCAUGCCGUCGCCGCUGUACCUCCGGCUGCCAGACGAGGCUCGGUCGAUCCCGCCCCCGCGGCUGUUCAACAGGGGCUCGGUCUACCUGGGCUUCCUGGGCUGGAUCAGCGUCUUGCUGGAGAACGCCAUCAGACAGAGGCCCGUCCUGGGAACGGGUGGGUCGAGGCCAGCGGGAAGGGAGGGAGGGUUCCUGAGGAAAUGCACUCUGUGCAUGCUCAGGGGAGGGGUGGUUGGUGCCGGGGAAACCUCUCUGCGCACGCCCGGGUUUGAGGGGAUUCCCCCCAGGGGAAGAACUGUCUCCCUGGGCUGUGCAAAAGGGCAUCCAAGGAAAUCACUCUGUGCAUGGUCAGCGGGACCAACCUGCUUUAAAUAUUGGGGCGGGUGGGGGGAACCCAGGGCCGGGUUUAAGUUUGAUGAGGCCCUACGCUCCUGAAGGUAACGGGGCCCUUUAUAUGUCCAGCUGUCCUGUCAACAACAAAUUGUCGCUGUUUUUUGUGCUGAAUAUAUGCUACAUGGUAAUUUAUGGACCUCAUAGGUAUCGAAAGGCAUUUGCACAUAACAAAAUAUGUAUUUUAUAAAAGUAAUUGCUGAACUGAGAUACAAUUAAGAAGUAUAUUAAUAUAUGUCCAGCUUUCCUUUGUCAACAACAAAUUGUCACUGUUUUUUUGUGUUGAAUAUAUGCUAUAUGGUAAUUUAUGGACCUAAUAGGUAUCUCAAGCCAUUUGCACAGGUUGCCAUGCAACCAGUCCAUGCAGAAUGUAGGCACCCUAUAUAUAGAAAGGAGCAAACCAGUGAUAUUUUAGGGAGCAGGAUAGCAGGCGGGGCCCAUGACUUACAUCAUAGGAGCCUACACAACACAAAACACUCUUGCUGUAUGUAGGUUUUAUUUUAUUUGUUUUUUAUCUUAUCUUUUGGAAAUGUGCAUCCAGUUUUUUUUCCUUUAAUUUUUUGGGGGGCCCCCAAGAGAGUGAGGCCCUAAGCUACAGCUUCUUUAGUGUAUACGUAAAUCCGGCACUGGGGGAACCACACACAUAAACCCCAUUUGAAUGGCAGUGACCGUUAACUUCGGCCACCCUUAAAUAUUUAAUUAUGGGGGGGGGAUGGACAAAGACACCUCAGCCCCUUGGAGUUGGUUCCUAUGGUUCGAGUGGAGGUGGGUGCACAGGGGGGUCUCUGCCCUGCCUUGUGCUCACAACUCAGGGUUUGGUGCAAGAGAAAACGCAACUCUGCGCAUGCUUCAUGGAGGUUUCCGUUCAGCCUGUUAAACUGCUACCCCUGCUCUCCCUCAUUUCCCCCCUCUUUUUUCUUUGUCCUUUUCCAGGAGUCCAUCGCCAAGUCCUGGUCACAUCUCUUGGCUUCUAUCUAGGUUAUUACCUCUGUAAGCGAGCCAAUUACGAAUAUGCUUUAAAGGAUAGACAACUUUCAGAAUACAUAAGGCACCAUCCUGAGGACUUUAAGGAAAAAGGUACAUUUGUGAUAAGCUGUUGGGUAUGCGCCUCCGUUGCUCCCAUGGAUAUAUGAUGUGACAUCAGUACAACGGUAGCAGAGAUUUAAACCUCCUUGUCCCCACACAGUUGUAAGACUUUUUUCAGGUCCACUACAAGCAAGUCUUUCUUGCUGUUCAACAAUUAAGCAAGUGGCUUUUAACAGCCAAGUUCUACUGCACGAAAACGCCACAAGGGGGUGUAGGAAAGCAGUGCUUGCACAUAUACUGUAUAUGUUGUAUGCGCACCCCUAACCAUGGUUCUCAAAGUGUAUGAAAGGCCUCUCUAGGGAAGUAAAGACAGCCACGCUAGAGUGUUCAAAGCUGAUCCACCUCUCCCUGGAAAGUAAACAAACACCCCUUUGAGUGAACCAUACAUUAGAGUUCCAGCCCUUGUCAGUGGUUUGUAUAGAGUAAAUUGUACCUCCCUAUUUUUUCUGUAUGUGAAUGUGGCAGUGGAAGAUCCCAAAUCUCAGAGAGAAUGUGUUCUGUGAGGCUACUGUUCAGAAAUAUGUGAAAUAAGGCAGCUUUGGUGAAAGAGAGAGAGUUCUCUGCUGUCCAUCUUUCCAAAAAACCCAGAGCUAGUUCAUACAACAUACGUUUUUGAGGGCUGUAUUAGUUGUGCUAAAUAAAUUAUACUCUGCUUUUCUUCUCCACAAUGCUGUAGUAGUAGUAAUAAUAAUAAUAAUAAUAAUUAAUAAUCAUUUAUUUAUACCCCGCCCAUCUGGCUGGGUUUCCCCAGCCACUUGGUGCGGCUCCCAACAGAAUAAUAAUAAUAAUAAUAUAAUAAUAAUAAUAAUAAUAAUAAAUAAACCAACAAAACAUCAAACAUUAAAAACUUCCCUGAACAGGGCUGCCUUCAGAUGUCUUCUAAAAGUCAGAUAGUUGUUUAUUUCCUUUACAUCAGAAGGGAGGGCGUUCCACAGGGCAGGCGCCACCACCGAGAAGGCCCUCUGCCUGGUUCCCUGUGAUCUUACUUCUCGCAGGGAGGGAACCUCCAGAAGGUCCUCGGAGCUGGACCUCAGUGUCCGGGCAGAACGAUGGGGGUGGAGACGCUCCUUCAGGUGUUGCUCAUAGCGGCUUAAAAAUAUAAAAAGCAAGUAUCGAAACAACAAUGAUUAUCAAACAAAAUGACAAGUUGAUUAACAACAAAUUAUCAAACGAAAAGGAGCAAAGAACUAGACCUAGCACUCACAAUAUAGACAUUAAGAGCAACAUAAUGAAAAGCUUUCUAUAAAGAAUGAAUGUUUUUGAGUUGCUGGCAGAACACAAAACGUAGAGAAAGAUAACCAAACUCCUUGUCGGCAGGGAGUGGGUGGGUGGCACCACAGAGAAGGAAUGUUGUUUCCCGCUUUGUCCCCCUGCGCAGCAGCACGUGCAAUGGGGGCACAACCGCUAAACCUUUAAGGAUAGGUAGAUUUACAUAGGCUUUGCUUUCUUUCUUUCUUUCUUUCUUUCUUUCUUUCUUUCUUUCUUUCUUUCUUUCUUUGUUAUCCUGCUUACAAGUAGUCAGAUCUUCCUGGCUGCUUCUGCUGAUACUACUGUGACAUACCAUUCUUUGAUUUUAAAGGAUGGGGGGAGGCAGAAUAGAGUGACACAGUGACAGCUGCAAGCACAGGCCACAGUUCAACGUAAAGUAUACUUAAACUCAGUGAAAUUGAAGGAUUUAAGCACAUAUGUCUCCGUCAGGGUUUUAAUAGCUGAGACACCUCGUCUUAGAAUGUCAGGAGAAGAUAAGGCACACUCCAUCAGUUCUGUGAUAUGUGAAUGUUUGAUGUCAUGCAGCCUUAGUGCUUCAGAAUACCACAGAGCCAUCUCCAUUGCCGGUUUGGACCUCAGAGCAUCAAGUCAGGCUGUGUGGAAUCCUUUCCCUCUUUAAGAAGCGGAGAGAGCGGCUGAGGAAUGUGUCAGCUGGAGGAGAAGGAGCAAGAACAAAUUUCCAUUGGAUGCCUUGUCUCGGGGCUCUUAACUGUAUGCCCCAUAUGUUAUGCGUCCCAACCGCAUCCCUGACUUCUAGACUUGCAGUUGGUUGUGUAGAAGCUGUCCUGAAUCUCCUGCCAAGUAAUCACAUCAGGGGUCAGCAACCUUUUUCAGCUGUGGACCUGUCCACCGUCCCUCAGACCAUGUGGUGGGCUGGACUAUAUUGUGGGGGGGAGAACUAAUUCCUAUGCCCCACAAAUAACCCAGAGGUGCAUUUUAACUAAAAGGACACAUUCUACUCAUGUAAAAGCACCAGGCAGGCCCCACAAAUAAGCCAGAGAUGCAUUUUAAAUAAAAGGACACAUUCUAGUCAUGUAAAAACACGCUGAUUCCCGGACCGUCCACAGGCCGGAUUGAGAAGACGAUUGAGAAGACCCACGGGCCUUAGGUUGCCUACCCCUGCAUCACAUGCUCACUUCAGACCAUUGCUUUGGUCAGUUGCGGUGGCCCAGUGGGACCUCCCAGUUCAGAGAGAAUAUGCCAUUAAAUGCUAGUUGCUAGAGAGGAAGCAACAAUAAGGGAGAGCUAUUGCCUUCAUGCCCUGCCUAUCCUAUGAACUUCUCCCCAGAGGCAUUUGAUUGGUCUCCAAAAAGAGGGCCAGACAAGAUGAACCUUAGGUCUGCUCCAGCAACGCUCUCCCUGUGUAGAUCCUGAUUGCAGAAUUUGGGUUCCUGGUCCGUUUUGUCAUUCUGCAUGAUUUUUGAGGUUUGCAUUUGCUUGGGGGCAGGAUAGUCCUUGCCUUAUUUUCUCUGAAAUCUUUUUCUCGUUAAUUGUAAUGCGAACUGGCUUUUUUAAACAGCGUUUCUUCUUUCUUUUUUUUUUUGAUAGAGAAGAAACGCAUGGCAGAAGUUCUGGAGAAUUUCCAUCCAAUUCGCUGAAGACCUUGCAAGCAGUUGGUGUCUCACUCGUUGCUUUGUUAUCCCACGAGUAAUCUGUCGAGCGUGGGAUAUGUGCAUAACCUAUGUCAGUAGUUGAGAUGAAAUGCUUGUUUCAGACACUUGGACCUUUAAUCUUAUCAUUAAAGCUAUGACUAAGUAAUGUGUGUUUUUAUUGUCACAAGGUAGUUUGGAAUCAGGUUUAGGUAGUUUGGAAUCAGGUUUAAUUAACAAAUGGGAUUGAAUGAUAUGGCAAUAGUUGCUGCUUUGGGGCCAAGCUAAGAUGUGACACUAUAUUAUUUCUAACAUGGCUACUAGUCAUGAGGGGUAUUUCCAGGCUCAUAGGGAGUACUAUAUAUUAUUUAUUAAUACGUUUAUAUCCCAUCUUUCCUCUUAAGAAACUCAAUUUGGUGUACA
Messenger RNA from Podarcis lilfordi (Lilford's wall lizard), 4872 nucleotides. The record is from the annotation of a GenBank genome assembly. Lineage: Eukaryota; Metazoa; Chordata; Lepidosauria; Squamata; Lacertidae.